Messenger RNA from Nymphaea colorata (pocket water lily), 2201 nucleotides. RefSeq names its product probable serine/threonine-protein kinase PBL8. The transcript is spliced from 6 exons. The record is from RefSeq and is a predicted model, not a curated record. Lineage: Eukaryota; Viridiplantae; Streptophyta; Magnoliopsida; Nymphaeales; Nymphaeaceae. Gene Ontology annotation, molecular function: ATP binding; protein kinase activity. Gene Ontology annotation, biological process: protein phosphorylation. The coding region runs from base 551 to 1795 and encodes 414 amino acids.
UGUCCAUCUGGUGAUCCCACCAAGACCACCUUGGGAAAGCACAGAGAGAGAGAGAGAGAGAGAGAGAGAGAGAGCGCCAACCUUUUUACCCCACAUUCACACACUCCACUGUCCCCGAUAAAGGAAAGGAAGUUGGCUUGUGGGUAACUGAGGGUGGGCCGCAAGGCCUAAAAGAAAUAAAGAAAAGUGAAGGCAAAAAAUAAAAGGGAGGGGAAGUGGGGAGAGAGAGUGGAAUCUUCAUCUUUGGUUUUGGCUCAACUUCAACAAACAACCUGAAUGAACGAAAAGAAUGAGGCACGGUUGAAACGAAUUGAGCUGAAAAUGGUGGCAUCGUCUUCCGAUCCUUGAAGAAGACCCCGUCUUUCAUAAGCAAAAGCCGCAGAAGCAGCUCGGCCUCUGGACAAGAGCUUCCCAUCAAGCGGAUCGAAGUCGGCCUUGUGGGGUGUGUUUUUCUGGCCCAAUUAUUGAACGUUGUGUGAUGAUGUGGUGUUGCAGGGAAUAGUUGCUGGAAUUGCAGGAACAGAAGCUUCACAACAAGAAUGAGAGUGAGAUGGGAAACUGUGGAACCAGAGAGGAAUCGGCUGUCGUUACCCAUGCUCAAGUUCAGCAGCUCCACAUGUUUCAGUUACCAGCUAAAAAUACCCCUUCUGAGAAGAGACACAAACGCUCUUCAUCAGAAUUGAGCGACUCUUCGAACCCGAAAAAUGCAGAUGAUCCGAGGCACACAGUAGCAUCCGCCAAAGUCAUCGCCUUCACUCUGUUUGAGCUUGAGACAAUCACUAAGAGCUUCCGCUCGGAUUAUAUCCUUGGGGAAGGAGGAUUUGGGACGGUGUACAAAGGAUACAUUGACGAGAACGUGAGGGUUGGUCUAAAAUCCCUACCUGUUGCUGUUAAGGUCCUUAACAAGGACGGCCUUCAAGGUCACAGAGAAUGGCUCACGGAGGUUAAUUUCCUGGGGCAGCUUCGGCACCCCAAUUUGGUGAAGCUGAUUGGAUAUUGUUCCGAGGACGAUCACAGGCUGCUUGUCUAUGAGUUCAUGUUUCGGGGCAGCCUUGAGAACCACCUGUUCCGAAAGGCAUCUGUUCCGUUAUCUUGGGCAACAAGAAUGAUGAUUGCAUUUGGGGCUGCAAAAGGGCUUGCUUUCCUGCACAAUGCCGAAAAACCGGUCAUCUACCGAGAUUUCAAAACCUCAAAUAUAUUGUUGGACUCUGACUAUACAGCUAAGCUUUCUGAUUUUGGACUGGCCAAAGCAGGGCCUCAAGGAGAUCAGACACAUGUUUCCACACGUGUGAUGGGCACCUAUGGAUAUGCAGCUCCUGAAUAUGUCAUGACUGGUCACCUGACAGCAAGGAGCGAUGUUUAUAGCUUCGGUGUUGUGCUUCUGGAGUUGCUAACUGGUAGACGAUCAGUUGACAAGACACGGCCUCCCAAAGAGCAAAGUUUGGUGGAUUGGGCUCGUCCCAAGCUGAAUGACAAGAGAAAACUUCUGCAGAUCAUCGAUCCCCGACUUGAGAGUCAGUAUUCAGUGAGGGCUGCACAAAAAGCUUGCAGCUUAGCAUAUUACUGCCUGAGCCAGAAUCCAAAGGCCAGGCCCCUCAUGAGUGAUGUUGUGGAAACCUUGGAGCCACUACAGAGCACGGGCAUGGACGAUGCAGCAACUAUGCUUGGUUCGAUACAGGGUGUUGAAUACCGGAUGAGGCAUGCCUAUGCGAGUCCUGCUGGUAGCAUUAGCAGUUGCCGAUCUCCUCAUGGUAAUGCUUCCCCUGGAGGGCCUCCUGCCUGUCGGGUCAGAUGAGAAAGGUAACGCCAAAUGAAAGCUACAAACUGACAAACAGUUUUGAUAUAUAUUUUUUUCUCUCUUUUCCUUUUUGGGCCCUUUUGAAGUCCCCUUCCGUAAGGUGUGCAUUAUACGCAACAGAAGCUGGCUGCUUGCUUCACCUAGUGUUGACACACACACACACACACACACACAAACACUCACUGGCUUUCUUCCCCUUGUCUUGACUCUUGACAGAGCGCAGAGCAGGUUUUUUCUCUUCUGUUUCCUUGUGAGCUCCCAGGUUGUCAUAUGCCUGUAUGUAAUUAAUAUAUAUGCCACAAUAACAUGCAUGACCAUAUGCAAAGCGUGCAUGUUUGUGUCUGUCUUUGUUUCUGAGAUGGUUAUUCUUAGGGUUGCACAUGCUUUUUCUUGUUCUUGAAAA